Messenger RNA from Megalobrama amblycephala (Wuchang bream), 3465 nucleotides. It is a transcript of the gene ppp2r5cb, whose product is annotated as protein phosphatase 2, regulatory subunit B', gamma b. Gene Ontology annotation, molecular function: protein phosphatase activator activity. Bases 180 to 1922 code for a protein of 580 amino acids. Gene Ontology annotation, cellular component: nucleus; protein phosphatase type 2A complex; cytosol. The transcript is spliced from 16 exons. The record is from RefSeq and is a predicted model, not a curated record. Lineage: Eukaryota; Metazoa; Chordata; Actinopteri; Cypriniformes; Xenocyprididae. Gene Ontology annotation, biological process: signal transduction; protein dephosphorylation.
AAUGAAACCAAAAUUGAAUGAGGAGGGAAGGUGCAGAAUGAGUUCAUCAUCUGUUUUAGUUUAGUUUGGUUUAGUUUAGUUUGGUUCAGUUUGGUAAUUAAACAGCUGCAGGAGUGAUUCUCCAAAGACACUGACUGUCUGUCGUUCAUUGACUGUCUGACGGCUGGAAACACACGCGUAUGAGUGCCAUGCCGAAUAAAACCAAGAAAGACAAGGAUUCAACAAAAUCUGCAAAAGUGGGUAAAACAGGAGGGCAGGAGAACUCAGAACAUGAGGGGUCGAAUAAGAAGGGUGGAAACAGCGUCCCGCCGACCACACAGCUGCUGAAGGGGAAACAGUCGGGAUCUCAGGCGACGGUUAAGAAAGAGAAGAGGCCGAGCUCGUCGAGAUUCAGCCUGAGCAACAAUCGAGAGCUCCAGAAACUGCCUGCGUUCAAAGAUGUUCCUCCCGCCGAGCAGGAGAAGUUGUUCGUGCAGAAGCUGCGUCAGUGCUGCGUGCUCUUCGACUUCGUGUCCGACCCCCUGAGCGACCUGAAAUGGAAGGAGGUGAAGCGGGCGGCGCUCAGCGAGAUGGUGGAGUACAUCACACACAACAGGAACGUCAUCACCGAGCCCAUCUAUCCUGAGGUGGUUCACAUGUUUGCAAUAAACAUGUUUCGGACGUUACCACCAUCAUCCAACCCAACCGGCGCAGAGUUCGACCCAGAGGAGGAUGAACCCACGUUAGAGGCGGCCUGGCCACACCUGCAGCUCGUCUAUGAAUUUUUCCUGCGGUUUUUAGAGUCACCAGACUUUCAACCCAACAUAGCCAAGAAAUACAUCGACCAGAAGUUUGUGUUGCAGCUCCUGGAGCUGUUCGAUAGUGAAGACCCUCGAGAGCGUGACUUCCUGAAGACGACUCUCCAUCGCAUCUACGGAAAGUUCCUGGGUCUCAGAGCUUACAUCAGGAAACAGAUUAAUAACAUUUUCUAUAGGUUCAUCUAUGAAACGGAGCAUCAUAACGGAAUAGCCGAACUACUGGAAAUAUUAGGAAGCAUAAUCAACGGUUUUGCCUUACCGCUGAAAGAAGAGCACAAAAUCUUCCUUUUAAAAGUUUUGUUACCUUUGCAUAAAGUGAAGUCACUCAGUGUUUAUCACCCACAGCUGGCUUACUGUGUGGUGCAGUUUCUAGAGAAGGACAGCACACUUACUGAGCCGGUGGUGAUGGCUCUUCUAAAGUACUGGCCAAAGACUCACAGUCCAAAGGAAGUGAUGUUUCUGAACGAGCUGGAAGAGAUUCUGGACGUCAUCGAGCCCUCAGAGUUUGUCAAAGUGAUGGAGCCGCUCUUCAGACAGCUGGCCAAAUGCGUCUCCAGUCCACAUUUCCAGGUUGCAGAGCGAGCUCUCUACUACUGGAACAACGAGUACAUCAUGAGUUUAAUCAGUGACAACGCUGCGCGGAUCCUGCCCAUCAUGUUCCCGUCGCUGUACCGAAACUCCAAAACCCACUGGAAUAAGACGAUCCACGGGUUGAUCUAUAACGCUCUGAAGCUGUUCAUGGAGAUGAACCAGAAGCUGUUUGACGACUGUACGCAGCAGUUCAGAGCCGAGAAGAACAAAGAAAAGGCGAAGUGGAAAGAGCGCGAGGAGGCGUGGAUAAAGAUCGAGAACCUCGCCAAAUCAAACCCACAGUUUCUCAUGUACAUCGACUCCUCCAGCCUCAGCAGUCCGAUGGAUAUGGAGACGGACGGGCCGACAAUUGAUGAUGUCAUGAUGCUAAAGAAGACCGUAGAAGAAGAAGCCACUCAGCUCCACAGAGACCAGCGUAAGGAACGGCCCCUGAUGCGCCGCAAGUCCGAGCUUCCUCAGGACACGUCCAUGAUGAAGGCCCUGGAGACGCACCGGCGCGCGGAGGACAUGAUCGGCACCCAGGACAGCCACUAGAGGACCACAGAAGCCCAGAACCAAACCCAACCCAGUCUCGCCCCGUCGCGUUCGGCACCGACGGCAGCAGCAGCGGCGCAGGACGGCCCCGGUGUGACCCACAAACACACACAGCCAGUUCUGCCCUCCAGAAGCCACCGCACCGGAGUCCGUCCCCCAUCCAGACCCCCUCGACCCGCGCUAAUCUAGUCCCGUCUCACCCUCGGGUCCGUCUUCUUCCGCUUUCCUUCUUUUAAGCUGUUACGUGCCUCUGCACCGACUGGAAGAGCGCUUGACGCGACUGCGUUCGGAGCGAGCGAACGAUUCUCAGGUUGUUCGGAGGGCCGAGAGAGCAGCGCUGAUUUUUGGGCCGACGUCUCGCUUUCUUUCGGUGUCUUUUAUGUAUGAACUGUCAUUUUAGUCUGCGAUGAUAGGGUCCGUCACUCGCCAGUGCGAAUACCCUUCCGUUUUUGUCAAGAAACUUGGCAAUAAGUUCGUCCGGGGAGAUUUUGGUUGUUCAAACAAUGGUGAAAUGGCCUUACGGUGGUUAAUUUCUUUUUCCCAACAGGCAAUAUUUAACGUAUUAAACCCAGUUACGUGUGCGUUUCUUUUUUCUGACCGAGCCUUCGUUUGCAUAGAGUGCCUUUUUAGAUAAAGGAAACCUUUUAUUUUAAGUCUGAAAUUCGCUACUUUGGCUUCAUGCACGCGACGUCAAAAUGCAUUUCGCCCAACAAAAGUCAGAAAACUUCUCCUGAUAAACUUGAACUGAACUGUCCGAAUCCCUCUGAACCAUUGUUUGAACUUCCAUUCGGUUGGAGCUACGGUGCAGUUCUCUUUCUGCGUUUCCCGUAUGUCUGUGACGUGAUUUCUUUUUUUUAAGACGCUUGCAGGUUUUUAUUCUCGGCCCUUGUUGAUGCUUGUUGAUGUUCGAUUUGAAUGUGCAAAUUUAACUAGAUAUAGACAAAUGCAUUAUUUUUCUCUCUCCCAACCUUUCUCUGUUUUUAAUUUAAAUCUUAUCUUUUGGCUGUAGUGCUAAAAACAUAGUCUAUGAAAGAUUAAUUUGUCCUCCCGAAAAUGCCGGUGUCGAUAGCAUAACUUUUUUUUUUCUCCCUCUGGAAGCUUUUAUUGUGGUGAAUUUCACUUUCCGUUUCGUUUCAUGAAAGAAAAAUACAACAGCAAAGUGUCCUUUAGUAUGCAUCCCCCUACUAAAUGGCUUCAUCUGAUAUUGUACAUAUUAUGUACUGUUAUGAUCCAUCUAUUAUUGAAUGGUAGAUCUCUUAUUUUGUACAAAUUUUCUUGUGUACAGAUGAAAACCGUUAUUAGCCACUUGCAGACAGUUGGUGUUUGACAGACUUCUGUAACUGCGUUAGAAAUGUUUAGAGUUUAAUUUCUAAUGUUUUUUUUUUUUUUUUUACUAUUUGUAAUUGAGAACUUUUCUGUCUCUGCAUUCAGCUGUCUGAUGAGAUCAUCAUAAAUAGCCUUCAUAUGUGCUUUUCUCCAAAUCUCAAGUGGUAUAUGUCUAUAUACAGGAAAUAAAGAAAACGUGUUUUAUAUUUUCAUCUUA